Molecule: messenger RNA, 981 nt
Organism: Hirsutella rhossiliensis
Lineage: Eukaryota; Fungi; Ascomycota; Sordariomycetes; Hypocreales; Ophiocordycipitaceae
Product: kinase
Exons: 7
Coding region: 1-981 (326 amino acids)
Biological process (GO): protein phosphorylation; DNA damage response; regulation of transcription by RNA polymerase I
Cellular component (GO): protein kinase CK2 complex; nucleus; cytosol
Molecular function (GO): protein serine/threonine kinase activity; ATP binding
Source: RefSeq, a predicted model, not a curated record
AUGGCGCGCGUAUAUGCUGACGUGAACCAGAGCAUGCCCCGCAGCUAUUGGGACUACGACAGCGUCAACAUCAGCUGGGGCGUCCUUGAGAACUACGAGGUGGUACGCAAGAUUGGCCGCGGCAAGUACUCGGAGGUCUUCGAGGGUAUCAACGUCGUCAACUAUCAGAAAUGCGUCAUCAAGGUCCUCAAGCCUGUUAAGAAGAAGAAGAUCAAGCGAGAGAUCAAGAUUCUACAGAACUUGGCCGGUGGCCCUAACGUCGUCGCCUUGCUCGAUGUUGUGAGGGAUUCACAGAGCAAGACGCCGUCGCUCAUCUUCGAGUACGUCAACAACACCGAUUUCCGAAGCUUGUAUCCCAAGUUCAACGAUCUCGAUGUUCGAUUUUACAUCCUUGAGCUGCUCAAGGCUCUCGACUUCUGCCACAGCAAAGGCAUUAUGCAUCGCGACGUAAAACCUCAUAACGUUAUGAUCGAUCAUGAGAACCGAAAGUUGCGCCUUAUUGACUGGGGCCUGGCCGAGUUCUACCACCCGGGCACCGAGUACAACGUUCGCGUGGCAUCGCGGUACUUCAAGGGUCCUGAACUCCUGGUAGACUUCCAGGAGUAUGACUACAGCCUCGACAUGUGGAGCUUGGGCGCCAUGUUCGCGUCCAUGAUCUUUCGCAAGGAGCCUUUCUUCCACGGCAACAGCAACUCGGAUCAGCUGGUCAAGAUUGCAAAGGUCCUCGGCACAGACGACCUCUUCGACUACCUGGACAAGUACGAGAUUGAGUUGGACGCACACUUCGUCACGUCUGAGAACCAGCGAUUUGUCUCUAAUGAAGCCAUUGACUUUCUCGACAAGCUUCUGCGUUAUGAUCAUCAGGAACGACUCACCGCAAAAGAGGCGCAAGCUCAUCCUUACUUCGAUCCCGUCCGGGACCCGGAAGUUUUCAAGCAAAACUUGGCGAGCCCGAACGGAACGGCCUACAAGUCUUCAUGA